GGGCUUGUUGACACAUCUGCCUGCCAAGAGGGUGUUGCAUGCCCACACCACAGGGAGAGGAACCUCUUUGCUUGGGAUUCACUGCGGCCUCCGUGUGUACAUCUCUUCAUCGGAAUAUCAAUUCAAACUCUUUAUCAUAUCCUGUAUAAUACGAAGGUCAAGGACACUGAUAUCCAGAGUUCUGACUUGUCCUACAUCACAAAAUCAACGUGGAGAAAGAAACUGGGGCAUACAUGGGGUCUCCUGCUCCCAUUCCACAUGGAACACCACCUUGAAGAUUCCACAUCAUCUAACAUCCAUUCCUAAUUUGGCAGGGCUUGGCCGGACUGCACAAUGCUGCUCACCCUUUGUACCUUCCUCCUCGGGCUGACUCUCAGUCACCCCCAGACCAUCCCGGAUGAUAAUAUCAUGACUAGCAAGAGCCCUUAUAGGAACCUGGCUCCAAACAAUGCUGACUUUGCCUUCGACCUUUUUAAGCAUCUAGUGAGCUUGAAUCCCAACAAGGAUGUCUUAAUCUCACCUAUAAGCAUCUCAAUGACCUUAGCUAUGCUGUCUCUGGGUGCCAAGAGUCAAACACGUAUUCGGAUGCUUAAAGGUCUGGGUUUUGACCUCAGUGAAAUCUCUGAAGUUGAGAUCCACCAGAAUUUUGAGCAUCUUUAUUUAUUCUUCACACGGUUGAAUAACAGCUUGGAAAUGAUCAUGGGAAGCACCUUGUUCUAUGAUCAGAGCCUGAAUCUUAUGGAGCUAUUCUCAGAAGAAGCCAAGCAGUACUAUGGUUUGGAGCAUUUGGCUGUAGAUUUUCAAAGUUGGGAAAAAACCAAAGGUCAAAUUAAUAUGCACAUUAAGGAUAAGACACAGGGAGAAAUCUCAGAUUUGUUCUUGGAGCUGCCGAACCAGACUACCCUCAUCUUGAUAAACUACAUCUUCUUCACAGGCACAUGGGAACAGGCCUUUGACCCAGCAAACACCAUGGAGAAGGACUUCUAUGUGGAUGCUGAGACAGUGGUAAAGGUACCCAUGAUGUUCCAGUCUAGCAUCAUCAAACACUUUAACGACACAGAGCUGGGCUGCAUGGUGGUGCAAUUGGACUACGUGGGCAAUUGUGCUGUCUUCCUCAUCCUCCCAGACACUGGGAAGAUGAACACAGUCAUCCAGGCACUGAGUCGAGACACAAUCCAUCGGUGGUCUACAUCCAUGUCCAGCAGACAACUAGACCUCUACAUGCCCAAGCUCUCCCUUUCUGGCACUUAUGACCUCAUGGACAUCAUGAAGGCCAUGAACAUCACAGACGUAAAGAUCAACCAGAUGGAAUUACCCAACAUCUUCAUUAGAGCCAAAAGGUUUUACUCAAAGGUAACUAUUUCCAGCUUCCUUUAUGCUCUGCUCCUGCAAAUCCUCACAGAUAGUGACAGGCUGCCCCACUGA
Messenger RNA from Suncus etruscus (white-toothed pygmy shrew), 1425 nucleotides. RefSeq names its product corticosteroid-binding globulin-like. The record is from RefSeq and is a predicted model, not a curated record. The coding region runs from base 334 to 1425 and encodes 363 amino acids. Gene Ontology annotation, molecular function: serine-type endopeptidase inhibitor activity. The transcript is spliced from 4 exons. NCBI's taxonomy places the organism in Eukaryota, Metazoa, Chordata, Mammalia, Eulipotyphla, Soricidae. Gene Ontology annotation, biological process: negative regulation of endopeptidase activity.